Messenger RNA from Guillardia theta CCMP2712, 690 nucleotides. RefSeq lists its product as hypothetical. The transcript has 2 exons. Lineage: Eukaryota; Cryptophyceae; Pyrenomonadales; Geminigeraceae. The annotation marks the transcript as partial. The record is from RefSeq and is a predicted model, not a curated record.
GGGGGCGGCAGCAUAUGCGAGCACGGGCGGCGGCGAUCGGGAUAUGAUGCGAAAGAAAGUCAGAUUCAGUGUGAUCACGGCAACGAAGCAUCACAGUGCGAAGCUUGCUAUCUUUCUGAAAUGUGUGAACAUAGCUGCAAGCGAACUGAGUGCAAAGACUGCGAGGUCAUGCUUCCUCAGAACAAGAAGAGGAGAAAAGAAAAGAAAGCUUCUGGAACCUGUGAACACAAUCGUCAGAAGAGGCUGUGCAAGGAAUGCGGCGGAUCCAGCAUCUGUGUUCAUAAACGACAGAAGAGAAGAUGCAAAGAGUGUAGGGGCUCGGGAAUAUGUGAGCAUGACAGGGAACGCAGGCUGUGUAAAGAUUGUGGGGGCUCCGGUAUUUGUAUACACAAGAGGGAGAAGAGGAGAUGCAAGGAAUGUGGUGGCUCGGGGAUCUGUGAGCACAAUCGCAGGAGGAGCCUGUGCAAGGAGUGCCGAGGGUCAGCAAUCUGUGAGCACAACCGUGAGAAGCGGCUCUGUAAAGAUUGCCACGGAGCGGGUAUCUGCGCUCACAACCGUCAGAGGAGACUGUGCAAAGAGUGUAAGGGGUCUGAGAUCUGUGCGCACGGGAGGCGCAAAGGCCUGUGUAAAGAUUGCGGGGGAAGGAGCUUCUGCGAGCACAACAAGGUCCGCCGUCGCUGUAAGGAGUGU